AUGGAGUUCUUCUCUUCUGGUUCCAUCCUCAAACAAAUCAAUCACACGGUCAUUCCUUUGGUGCCUAAAUCUGGUCACACACCGCAUGUUGGGGAUUUUAGGCCUAUCUCUUGUUGUAAUGUUACUUACAAAGUGAUUGCAAAAAUUCUUGCUUCUAGACUGAGACCUAUUUUGGGUAAUAUUGUGGACCAUGCACAAGCCACUUUUGUGGAAGGUAGGAGCAUGGUGGAGAACAUUCAUCUUGCCCAAGAACUUAUGAGGCAAUAUAAUAGGAAAAGGGUUGCUCCAAGAUGCUUCCUAAAAAUUGAUCUUACGAAAGCUUAUGAUUCGGUAAGUUGGGAUUUCCUUAGAGAUGUUCUUGAAGGACCCCUCGAGAUUUGUAAGUUGGAUCAUGGAAUGUAUUACUUCUCCAACAUAUUCCAUUGCUUUGAAUGGGAGUAUGCAUGGGUUCUUCAAAGGAAGGAAAGGCCUCCGGCAAGAAUGCUUAAAGUUACCACGAAUGAUAUUGAUUUCAAUUAUCACCCUAAAUGUGGCCCUCUAAAGAUCACCCAUUUAGCUUUUGCGGAUGAUUUGAUGCUUUUUGCUAGGGGAGAUGUCAUGUUGAACAUCCUCAAAUCAAGUUUGUUUACAACGGGGAUUCAUGGAGAACUACUUGAGGAUAUCUUGCAACUCACACAUGUCCUGAGGGAUAGAAUGCCAUUUCGGUAUUUGGGGAUUCCACUUGCUUCGGGAAAACUAAAAGUGGAACUUAUAAGGGCGGUUCUUCAAAGAGUUGAAUGUUUUUGGCUUUUUAUCUUCCCUAUCUCGGCUACAAUUACAUCAAUGAUUGUUAGCUAUUGUUGGAAAUUCCUUUGGGGAUCUAAGAAGCCUUUGGUUGCAUGGAAGGAUCUUUGCCUUCCAAAAGAUGAAGGGGGCAUCGGCUUGAAGGACUUGAAGAGUUGGAAUUUAGAGUUACUUGCUAAAUCCCUUUGGAAUACACAACACAAAAAGGACACACUAUGGAUUCGUUGGUUUCUUGCACAGGACAGAGAACAAGUUCAGCGGAAUCUGGACAAUUUUCUGAGUCAGUCGAACGCUCAAAAUUGGGUGCCGAAUCUGGGAGAAAACUCAGAGCGAAGACAUGAAAUUCUGUUCAGUUUUACGGAGUUAUCGGCUGCUCAAAAUGGGGACCGACAUCUAGGAUUUAUGGAUAGUUUUUUCAGUGGGGGAAACAUGUACUAA
This is a messenger RNA of Olea europaea var. sylvestris, 1221 nucleotides long. RefSeq lists its product as uncharacterized. Lineage: Eukaryota; Viridiplantae; Streptophyta; Magnoliopsida; Lamiales; Oleaceae. Bases 1 to 1221 code for a protein of 406 amino acids. The record is from RefSeq and is a predicted model, not a curated record. The transcript has 5 exons.